Perca fluviatilis (European perch) is the source of this 1899-nucleotide messenger RNA. RefSeq lists its product as uncharacterized. The transcript is spliced from 3 exons. The coding region runs from base 568 to 1899 and encodes 443 amino acids. NCBI's taxonomy places the organism in Eukaryota, Metazoa, Chordata, Actinopteri, Perciformes, Percidae. The record is from RefSeq and is a predicted model, not a curated record.
CUGAACUCACAUGGUCCUGAUCCUGCUCUCGUCUCCUGUGAUCCUGCACUGAACUCACAUGGUCCUGAUCCUGCACUCGUCUCCUGUGAUCCUGGUCCUGCACUCGACUCACAUGAUCCUGAUCUCGCACGCGUCUCCUGUGCUCCUGCACUUGUGUCGCCUGAUCCUGCACUUAUUAGUACUAUAUCGGUCUGUGAAGAACCUCCCCUCUCAUUCAUACCACCAGUCCACCAAACCUCUACAAACACUUCCUGUGCAAAUGGGCAGGUACGGCAAACUGCUACUGUCGAGGAUACAAGAAAACAGCAUGAGUUGCUACUUCUUGCUUUAAAACUCAAGCAUGGACUGACUGAUGAAGCUUUAGAAGACACACUUAAAGUUGUUAACGUUAUAAGUCAGAGGCAUGCUGUGUCAUCUACCAAACAUCACUUUUACAAAACUUUUGAUGACUUGAAAAGAAAUAUUCAGUUUCACUACAUAUGUGAGGGAUGCACAAUUUCUGUAAACAUUGACGGAGAAAAAGUGGUUUGUCCUAACUGUCAAUAUUCUUGUAGUGUAGCCGAUCACAUGAAACAGGGGCACUUCUUUAUUGUUUUUCCACUAGAAUCACAAUUAAGGAAUAUGAUGGAACAAGAGGAACUCUUCAGCCAGUUGACUAGGCCUAACAGUGGUGCUCACUCUAGCCCACUGACAGAUAUCACAGAUGGUGAGCUUUACAAGAGGGUUAACGGAAAUAGUGAAGGCCAAUCUGAGCAUCAAGUCAAUCUCACACUAACCUUUAGCUUUGACGGGGUACCUGUGUUUAAGAAAUCUUCUUACAGUAUUUGGCCACUUCUCUAUACAGUCAAUGAAUUACCACCUGAUCUGAGAGCAAAACAAGUCAUGUUGUCAGCCUUAUGGUUUGGUUCAUCAAAGCCAAACUGUAACACAUACUUAUCACCAUUUGUGAAAGAAUGCAAUCAAUUGCUUACUCAUGGGUUUGAGUGGAUCAGUGCAAAUGGUAUUCGUGGCCGUUCCAAAGUAUUUCCCUUGGUGGCAGUAUGUGAUUCUGUUGCAAGACCGAUGAUUCAAAAUUUUAAGCAAUUCAAUGGAGAAUUUGGAUGUUCAUACUGUUUACAAAAAGGUACAGUGGUUGAGAAGGGUCAAGGUCAUGUACGGGUCUAUCCUUUUGAGUCUGAUACUGAAAGCAGAAAUCAUGGUAGCAGCCUAAAUUUCGCUCGAGAGGCUAUAGAAAAUCACACUACUGUGAAAGGAGUGAAAGGACCGUCUAUUUUGUCCUUGAUCCCAUCAGUUGACCUGAUACAAGGUUGCGUACCUGACUACAUGCACGCCUGUCUUCUUGGUGUUGCAAGAUCUAUGACUUAUAUGUGGGUUAGAAGUGACAAUCAUGAAAACCCAUGGUAUGUAGGAAGGUGUAUCCAAGAGAUUGAUCAAAAACUUCACCUUAUCCAACCACCCUCCUGUGUUUCCAGAGUGCCUAGAUCACUGCAAGAGAGAAACUAUUGGAAGGCGCAUGAGUGGUAUAUGUGGCUUUUCUACUAUAGCAUCCCAGUGCUUAAAGGGAUCUUACCAGAGCGCUAUCUAAUACACUGGACACGGUUUGUGAAGGCUUUGGCAUUGCUCUUAACUGAAAGUGUCACCUUGCAACAAAUUCAGGAAGCAGACAUCAUGCUUAGGAGAUUUGUGAUGGAAAUGGGGGAUCUCUAUGGUAUACAAAAUGUGUCCUAUAAUGUCCAUCUCUCUCUCACCUUGCACAAAGUGUACAACCGGGGAGUGAAGUCUGGUGUGCGGGAGUCAGGGUUCCAGCUGCAGCUCAUCUACACUAAUCACCUCUGCUACAAAUACCCGGUCAACCUACUUACUUCUCCUCGUCAGAUCAUAGUCAAGACAACACGUUAA